AUGGAAGCAGUACGAAAUGAGAUGCAAAACUUCCUCUCACGGUCCUCAACUCCACUAGGCAGACUGAGGUCGACCCCGGUUGAAGAGGAUAAACUUGCCCGAGAAUCAGAUGUCACAGUCGCGACCAAUUCUACUCUGUAUGCGGAGUACAAGGGGUUCUUCAUCUACGUCAGUUCUGCGGUAGCGCUAAUAUUCUACAUUUUGUGGAUCCUCGUGCCUGAUCUGGUGCUUCUAAAGUUGGGCAUAUCGUAUUAUCCGGAUAAGUAUUGGGCGUAUGCGGUCCCGAUGUAUCUGUUGAUGCUUAUGCUAUUUACAUAUGUCUUUGUGGCUCUCUACAAUACGGAGGUGAAGACACAGAAGUUAAAUAGCCCCAACAAUUUCAUCGAUGCCCACACGGUGUAUCCAGAUGACCCUGCAGAGUAUAUAUGGAAGGCUCCUAGUGGUGUGUGGGAUCUACCAAUUGGUCUAGUAAAUGACGUUCUUUAUGACGAGGAGUACAUCGAGCUGGCGCUUUCGGAGUUGAAUGCUCUGAAAAAUGUCAUUUCGACCAAUCUCGAUCUACUGUCACCUCCCUUACUUACAGUGAACGUACCAAGCCAACUCUUGGAUGACGAAGCAGUAUCUCCUGGUACCAAAAAUGGGAUCUUGCAAGAGGUGUGGGAUGAGCUCUUGAAUGGAUCGUCCCUAAGCAACACUAUCCCUCCGCCUUCUUAG
Molecule: messenger RNA, 714 nt
Organism: Australozyma saopauloensis
Lineage: Eukaryota; Fungi; Ascomycota; Pichiomycetes; Serinales; Metschnikowiaceae
Gene: GPI19
Product: phosphatidylinositol N-acetylglucosaminyltransferase
Exons: 1
Coding region: 1-714 (237 amino acids)
Biological process (GO): GPI anchor biosynthetic process
Cellular component (GO): endoplasmic reticulum
Source: RefSeq, a predicted model, not a curated record